AAAGGCAGAGGUGCCGAGGGGUCCAGAGAGCAGAAAUGUAAAGGAGGUGGCAGAGAACCCCAGAGGAAGGGACUGAGGACAGUGGGCACUGGAGGCACAAGGGGACAAGGAAAGAGACAUCAAGAGAAGGGAAGAAACACGAGAGUGACAGACACUAGAGAAGACACAAACAAACAAGAGAAAGAAGCACACACCGGGAAGUGACGGAGGUCCCAGCUGCUGUGAGGGCCUUGGCCAGCGGUGGACAACCUGGUGGCCCCCUUCCCACCCCUGGGAGCCUUCUCGUGUAGGGUGGCCGGGAGCGGCAGGGCAUGGCUGACUCUUGCCGGAACCUCACCUACGUGCGAGACUCGGUAGGACCUGCCACCAGCACCCUGAUGUUCGUGGCUGGUGUGGUGGGCAAUGGGCUGGCACUGGGCAUCCUGGGUGUGCGACGGAGGUCACACCCAUCGGCCUUUGCCGUGCUGGUCACUGGGCUGGCGGUGACAGAUCUGCUGGGCACGUGCUUCCUGAGCCCUGCGGUGUUCGUGGCCUAUGCUCGAAACAGCUCGCUGCUGGGCCUGGCCCACGGUGGGUCAGCGCUGUGUGACACUUUCGCCUUUGCCAUGACUUUCUUUGGCCUGGCCUCCACACUCAUCCUCUUUGCCAUGGCUGUGGAGCGAUGCCUGGCACUCAGCCACCCCUACCUGUACGCCCAGCUGGACGGGCCGCGCUGCGCGCGCCUGGCCUUGCCUGCCAUCUAUGCUUUCUGUUGUCUCUUCUGCUCGUUGCCCCUUCUGGGCCUGGGUGAGCAUCAGCAGUACUGCCCCGGGAGCUGGUGCUUCAUCCGUAUGCGUUCCACCCAGCCUGGUGGCUGUGCCUUCUCCCUGGCCUACGCCAGCCUCGUGGCCCUGCUGGUGACCUCCAUCGUCUUCUGCAAUGGCUCCGUCACCCUCAGCCUCUGUCACAUGUACCGACAACAGAGGCGCCACCAUGGCUCGGCAGUGCCCACCUCUCGGGCACGAGAGGAUGAGGUCGACCACCUGAUUCUGCUGGCCCUGAUGACCGUCAUCAUGGCCGUGUGCUCCCUGCCUCUCACGAUCCGAGGCUUCACCCAGGCUAUCGUCCCGGACAGCAGUGAGAUGGGGGACCUCCUUGCCUUCCGCUUCAAUGCCUUCAACCCCAUCCUGGACCCCUGGGUCUUCAUCCUUUUCCGCAAGGCUGUCUUCCAGCGUCUCAAGCUCUGGUUAUGUUGCCUGUGUGCCCGUUCUGUCCAGGGGGACUUGCAGAUGCCCCUUUCCCAGGCCUCAUCGGGGAGAAGAGACCCACAGGUCCCCACUACUCUCCAAGCUAAGGACGGGAACUGGGUGCCCCUGUCAUCCUGGGGCACUGGGCAGGUGGCACCAUUGACUGCUGGGCCUCUGUCUGGUGGUAACAGCUGCUCUGUGGGAAUGCCAUCCAAAACGGAGACCAUGGUUGCCUGCUCCCUUUGCUGAUAUCUAAGCUGGUCUGCAUGCCACCCUGGGCCCAUUGAUGCAGAACCAGAAGGCAGGUCAGGGAUUCAGCCGAUAAUGGUGGAAGCCACAUAUUUGACCCCUAAAGUCUGGGGGUGUCUGCUGCUGUUUCUCCUCCCAAGGUGGUUAUGGGCCUUGGGAAGAGAAUAAGGGACGCCGAAGUUUCUGUGGCUCUCAAGAAGGAUUCUCUCAAAAUAACCAGGGCCUGGCCUAGCUGCUCUGUCCCUAGGAUCCUCCAUCCAUCUCGCUGUCUAAAUAUUUAGGGAGCAGAAAAAUUCCCAGCAGCUUCUGUGGAAGUGAGUCUGCUGGGGUUAGUGUGUCUGCUCUCCUCUUUCACUGAGGCGGGCCUUGGCUGCCCACCCCAGGUCCCCAGGGGACACAGCCAUGCCCUCUCCCAAGCCAUUCCAGCAACUUCUCUCAGAAACGUUCCCCCCCCCAUGCUUCCCAUCCCCCACCUGACGUCGGGGGGGGUGGGGUGUCCUGAAUCCCAAAAGGAAUCGGGAAGAAGGAAAGGCCACUGGACUGCAGGUGACGCUGCGGGACACGUGUCUGGCACAGAAACGGCCACAGCUUGGAAUUGUGCUAUGAGGAUUUGGUGGGAGGAUACAGGGACAAAACAGAGAUGGUGGUGAUGUAGCAGGCAGGGUCCCAAAGACUUCAUAGGAAUACCGGUGCACGUCCCCAGCCUGCCCCCUCUCCCCACCCUCCAUUCUGGAACAAAUAACUGCCUCCUUUUAGAACUGGACUUCAACAUGUUUGGAAUCUUUACAAAGAUUCCACUCACUCAUCCAUCCAUCCAUCCAUCCACCCAUUCAACAAACUCCCAGGGGACCCUGAAGUCAGCAGGUCUGCCUGCCUGGGACUGGGGAUACAGACAAGUCCCCGGCCUCCGAGGAAAGAAUCCGGGGCGCUUGGGAAUGAGUUGGCCGGUGCAUGAAGGGAAGUGAGUCAGCUGGAGAGCUGGGCCAGGGGAGGGUCAACAGAUGCUACUCACUUCUGCCCUGGUUCCUGUUUCACAUCCACUCUGGUUGUCCUCCUGUCUGCUUGGCAGCAUAUUAACAGAGCCUUUCCAGAGAGGGUAAUCCCCCAGUCUGGGUCACACAGCGAAAAUGUGGAGUAGGUCUGUAUGUUACCCUCUCUCAUGGCCUCUCUCUGUACCUCAGUGAGGAUUAAAUGACCCACUCCCAAAAGAGCAACUUAGCACAGGACCUGAGAGGGCGCCACAGUGGGGGUUACUGCUCUUGCUGUCAAUAUCGUUGUCUCGGCAAACAUUGAUUAGGAAGCAAAGCAAGGAUUUCUUUUGGCUCUUUUUCCACCCAAUAAAUAUAUUUCAGAUCACAUUAAGGAAGGGUAAGGAGUGUCAAGAGAGGUGAAAACAGGCUGAGGUAAGCCGGGCAUGGCGAUGUUUGCCUGCAACUCCAACACUAUGCUCAGGCAAGAGGAUUGGGGUUCAGGGUCACCCAAGUACUACAUAGAGAGUUCAAGGUCAGCAUGGGGCAUUUUAGACUUCAAAACCAAAUGACAACAGAUAAGUCCACAAAACAAACCAGGAUGAGGUGACCAGUAAGCAGGUACUGGAGACUAUUGUUUGGUGACAGUUGCUGGCAGCGUAAAUGGGCCAAAUACCACUGAAUGUGUAAUAGUCUGUGAAUGGAAAAUGGUUAAAAUGGUACUUUUUAUUUACGGGUAUUUUACCACAAUAAAAAAAAAAAUGUG
This is a messenger RNA of Psammomys obesus (fat sand rat), 3209 nucleotides long. RefSeq names its product prostaglandin I2 receptor (gene Ptgir). Bases 312 to 1475 code for a protein of 387 amino acids. Gene Ontology annotation, molecular function: prostacyclin receptor activity. The record is from RefSeq and is a predicted model, not a curated record. Gene Ontology annotation, cellular component: plasma membrane. The transcript is spliced from 2 exons. Gene Ontology annotation, biological process: inflammatory response; negative regulation of smooth muscle cell proliferation; positive regulation of cytosolic calcium ion concentration. Lineage: Eukaryota; Metazoa; Chordata; Mammalia; Rodentia; Muridae.